Nerophis lumbriciformis (worm pipefish) is the source of this 804-nucleotide messenger RNA. Lineage: Eukaryota; Metazoa; Chordata; Actinopteri; Syngnathiformes; Syngnathidae. The record is from RefSeq and is a predicted model, not a curated record.
AUGCCCCUUCUUCACCUCCUGAUUCUUGCAGUAAUACAAGGCAUAACCGAAUUCCUGCCCGUCUCCAGUUCGGGCCAUUUGAUCCUGCUGCCGACCCUCACUGGCAUGGAAGAUCAAGGUCAAUUGAUCGACGUCUCCGUCCACAUCGGAACGCUGGGCGCGGUCAUUAUUUAUUUCUGGGCAGACAGCAAAAUGGCCUUUGCUGGCUUGGCUCAUUUGGCAACGGGGCGCAUCAAAACCCCCGCCGCUCGUCUGGCGACGCUUCUUAUCCUCGCAACCAUUCCAGCCGUUAUAUUUGGCCUGAUCCUCAAGGUCACAGGCCUAUCCGAUCAACUGCGCAGCAUCACCGUCAUCGGCUGGACUAUGCUCGUUUUCGGCAUCAUCCUCUACAUCGCAGACCAACGCGGCACCGAUACAAAAACCCAAUCUGAUUGGAACACUGCCGACGCCAUCAAGCUCGGCCUCUGGCAGGCGCUUUCCCUCAUUCCUGGAACGUCCCGCUCAGGCAUUUCCAUCACUGGCGCCCGCGCUAUGGGCUACACCCGCGCUGAUGGCACAAAAAUUGCUAUGUUAAUGUCGAUCCCAGUAAUCAUCGCCUCAGGCGUUUUGCUCGGUACCGAAGCCCUCACUACAGCUGAUGCAGCGGGUCUUCGCGAUGGGGCCAUCGCCACAGUUUUCGCAUUCUUCGCAGCGCUGCUCGCGCUCAGCCUGAUGAUGCGUCUCUUGCGCAGCGUCAGCUUUACACCCUACGUGAUCUACCGCGUGAUUUUAGGAAUAAUCCUGCUUGGCAUUGCCUACAGUUAA